AUGAAGCCAACCGUACACGAAGAGGUAGACGAUGACCUCGCAGCCGAGGAGGAGAACAAAAUCAUCAACGAGGAAUACAAAACAUGGAAGAAAAAUACACCGUAUCUCUACGACCUCGUCAUCACACACGCCCUCCAAUGGCCUACCUUGACCUGCCAGUGGUUCCCUGACCGAGAAGCCCAUGCCCACAAACCGUACACGACCCAUCGUCUUCUGCUAGGGACCCAUACAUCUGGACAGGCGCAGGACUAUCUUCAAAUCGCACAAGUUCAAAUCCCGAAUCGCACCGGACCUGGAUCGGACAAGCUCGACCGAGCCUCUUACGAUGAUGAUCGUGGCGAGCUGGGUGGUCAUUCGCUACCCCCUGCACCGCGUGUGCAAAUCAUCCAGCGGAUCAAUCACGACGGAGAAGUCAACCGGGCCCGCUAUAUGCCGCAAAACCCGGACCUUCUGGCUACGAAAGCGGUCAGCGGCGAAGUCUUGGUGUUCGACCGCACGAAGCAUCCCAGCGAUCCGGAUCAGAGCGGCGCCUGCAAACCCGAUAUCCGGUUGGUUGGUCAAGCAAAAGAAGGCUAUGGGCUGGCCUGGAAUCCGUUGACGGCCGGCCACGUCCUCGGAGCAUCGGAGGAUCAGACCAUUUGCCAUUGGGAUGUCAAUUCCUACACGAAAGCCAAAGCAACCAUUGAACCUGUUGCUGUUUAUAAAGGGCACACAGCUGUCGUUGGAGAUGUAGACUGGCAUGCGCAACAGGAAAACGUAUUUGUCAGCGUUGGAGACGACAAAAUGCUAAUGGUCUGGGACACUAGGACUCCGACAGAACCUUCUCUUAAAAGUGAGGCUCACGAACGGGAGAUACUGUCCGUUGCUUGUAGCCCAGCCACCGAUAGUCUGUUGAUUACUGGAAGCGCCGAUAAGACAAUCGCUCUUCACGACCUGCGCACUCUUGGAAAGCGCUUGCAUACAUUUGAAUCGCACACGGAUGAAGUGCUGCAUCUCGCUUGGUCGCCUCAUAAUUCGACCGUCUUCGCCUCCGCAUCAAGCGAUCGCCGGAUCAAUGUCUGGGAUCUUGCGCAAAUUGGCGUUGAACAAACGCCGGACGACCAAGAAGACGGACCGCCCGAACUGUUGUUCAUUCAUGGUGGUCACACUUCUCGUCCGACAGACUUCUGCUGGGCUCCAGCCGAAUCGGAGAGCUGGACAGCCGCUAGCACGUCUGAGGACAACGUGCUGAUGGUAUGGCAACCCACAAUGCGCAUAUGGGCCGCGGACCAAGUGGAGAUUGAGCCCAAGGAACUCGAGACAGAUGCGAUGGAUGUGGAGGUUGACGGUGACGAAAGGGGAGGGAAACGCAGGGCCGAGGGUGAAUGAAGCAUUGUGCGGAACAGAUGCCUUGCGGAGCGUUUUCCUUGCUAGCCUAUACCUACAGAAUGCGAUUUCGAUUGGUGUCUGUAUGUACAGGACGGCUACGGUCUGUAUCACCAACUUCAUCGUGAUUGAUAUUAUCCUCCAGCGACUAAAAUAGGGAAAACUAAUCUAGCAUAAAU
Molecule: messenger RNA, 1544 nt
Organism: Punctularia strigosozonata HHB-11173 SS5
Lineage: Eukaryota; Fungi; Basidiomycota; Agaricomycetes; Corticiales; Punctulariaceae
Product: WD40 repeat-like protein
Exons: 9
Coding region: 1-1368 (455 amino acids)
Biological process (GO): regulation of gene expression
Cellular component (GO): Rpd3L complex; nucleus; cytoplasm
Molecular function (GO): histone binding
Source: RefSeq, a predicted model, not a curated record